CACCAGGAAAUCAACCUUGAAAAUUGAAGGCGCAAGUUCCAAGUGGAAUGAUUAGCUUAAAUCUGGCAAAAGCGCUGAACGAAGCCUGGCUUGAUGGAAUAUAGCCCAACUGUUUCCCGCAAAGCCAAUCAGGGCGUCGAAAGGAAGAUGACGAUCGAAAUAAAAAAAAGAAUCCAAGACUUGUUGGGACAAAGAUCCGAACUGGACUCGAAUUUGCAGGUUCUUUAGCUGUUGGGUAGAGGAGUUAAAAACUCAUUUUGAGGCCGAAUUAAUUGAUAUAGUUACAUACCACGCGACAGUGCCAAAACUUUGCUUUCCAAUUGAUUUUACUUUUUAUUUUUCAAUCAUGCAGUAACCUCAUAGAUUUCAUACUUUCUGAAUAUCUGGUUGUUGAUCCAAAAUUCCCUUCCAUCUCGCAAUGGCUUCUCUCCCAACGCGAGAUGAGAUUGACACCAAAUCCAUCCUCUCUAUGCAAGAGCUGGAUCCCUCUCCCGUGGCUGAGACAUUCCCUGACAUAGAACCGGGCGAUUACCAGCAGAAACUACAGCCCAAGCCCGAAUCGCCGCCGAAUAGCUGGGGAGAACGAUUUGCGGCGGUUAAAUUGGGUCUCCGUGGGCAAAACUGGGACUCCUGGCUAUCCGCCCUCCAACGAUACUCAACUUACCCUCCCAGCUUGUUCGUUGCGCUCCAUUUCGCCAAUACCUCCCUCAUCCCACUGGCGACGCGAUCCGUCCCCGAAAGCGAAACGUAUCUCCUCCUGACACGACCCAUCUACCAGUCUCCCUCCCUCGAACAUGCCAUCUUGACUCUCCCCGUCCUGGUCCACAUCGCCUCCGGAAUAUGUCUCCGCAAUAUUCGGUCGUCGCGGCGAGCUCGCCUGUACGGGGCUGAGACCCGCACCCAACGAUCGGCCCUGACUUUCUGGCCGCGGAUGAGUUUGCAGGCUCGUCUCGGAUACGUCUUCACCCCAUUACUCGGCACCCAUGUCCUCGUCAAUCGGGUUGCGCCGCUGAUGGUCGACGGGGGCAGUUCGGGGAUCGGUCUGGGAUAUGUGGCGCAUGGGAUCGCGCGCAGUCCCGUUUUCUGGAACAUCUACUACCUCGUUUUUGUCACUGUCGGCGUGUGGCACGUUGUUGGCGGGCUGGCUUCGUGGAUGGGGUGGAGGGUCACCACGGCGCAGAAGACGCGCGGCAGCAAAAAGGGCUCCCUCGAAGGCUACCUGGGCUAUGGCGAAAGUGAUCAGCACAUCAAGCGGCGCCGGAGAAUGUGGUGGACUGUCAAUGGGAUUGCUGCGCUGGGGGCUUCUCUCUGGCUUGCUGGCGCGCUUGGAGUGGUUGGACGUGCUGGGCUCGGUUCAGGCUGGGAGGCAACCAACUGGAAUAACAUCUACAGCCAGGUGCCUGCCAUUGGGAGCUGGCUCUGAGACAAUAUUUGAUAUUGAACUCGACCGUUUGGACCCUGCGAAUUUCCUGUGUGCGGUUAGUUUUGACUCUUUUUCAUCAUCGGCCCAGAUCAGACCUGUCCCUUCAUGUGGUUUAACAAGCAACCAGCAGACUCUUUUCAAAUCCCUUUUUACCUUUAAUGCCGCGCCUCCGAACAUAGAUAGUCAACCUUUUACAACCAGAAUGAAUGUGAGGGGACCUGUGAAAAUAACACUGAAAAUGACCGCUCCUAGG
Aspergillus ochraceoroseus IBT 24754 is the source of this 1676-nucleotide messenger RNA. Its product is annotated as MCP1 family protein. Gene Ontology annotation, biological process: mitochondrion organization; lipid homeostasis. The record is from RefSeq and is a predicted model, not a curated record. Bases 419 to 1423 code for a protein of 334 amino acids. Gene Ontology annotation, cellular component: mitochondrial outer membrane. Lineage: Eukaryota; Fungi; Ascomycota; Eurotiomycetes; Eurotiales; Aspergillaceae. The transcript has 2 exons.